ACAGGUAACUGAAAUAUGGAAAACCUAAAGUCAACUUUAUUCAAAUUUAAGGGAUAUUAUUUUAGUCGGUUAGGACUUAAACUUGACUUGGUAGAAAACUUAGAAGAUUUUGAAAUCAGAGAUGAUGAUGUCUUCAUAGUCACAUAUCCCAAAUCUGGAACCAUCUGGUUUCAGCAGAUAUUAAGCUUGAUUUAUUCUGAAGAACAUCGCAAAAGGACUGGGAAUCGGAGCACAGUUGAUCAAGUUCCUUUCAUGGAGUACAACUUUCGAAAAAAAAAUAUUGUCAAAAGACCAUCUCCUCGUCUCUUUGUUACCCACCUCCCAUACUACUUGUUUCCAAGUGGGAUGCAGAACAACAAAGCCAAAAUUAUUUACAUAUACAGAAACCCUAAGGACGUUUUAUGCUCAUAUUUUUACUUUUUUAAGAAUGUGGCAUUACAACUUACAGGUUCCUUUGAUGAACUUUUUGAACAAUUUCUAGAAGGAAAAGUGAUAGGAAGCCUUUGGUUUGACCACAUCAAAGGUUGGUAUGAGCACAAAAGCCUCUUCAACAUUCAGUUCAUGAUAUAUGAGGAGAUGAAGAAGAAUUUCAGAGGUUCUAUAGUAAAAGUCUGCAAAUAUCUGGGGAAGGAAUUAAUUGAUGAGGACAUGGACGCUGUGGUGACACAGGCCAUGUUUGAGAACAUGAAGUCUGAUCCACGAGCAAAUUAUGACAGUAUAAUGGAGAUUGUUGGGAUACCAACAAAUGGCCAUUUCCUUCGCAAAGGUACCAUUGGAGACUGGAAAAAUCACAUGACUGUUGAGCAGAAUGAAAGGUUUGACAAGAUUUUCCAAAGGGAGAUGAAAGAUUUUCCCUUGAAGUUCAUCUGGGAUAUGAAUGAAGAAUAG
Messenger RNA from Suricata suricatta (meerkat), 888 nucleotides. Its product is annotated as amine sulfotransferase-like. NCBI's taxonomy places the organism in Eukaryota, Metazoa, Chordata, Mammalia, Carnivora, Herpestidae. Gene Ontology annotation, cellular component: cytoplasm. The record is from RefSeq and is a predicted model, not a curated record. The coding region runs from base 16 to 888 and encodes 290 amino acids. Gene Ontology annotation, biological process: sulfation. Gene Ontology annotation, molecular function: sulfotransferase activity. The transcript is spliced from 6 exons.